AUGAUAUGGCUCUUGAUGGACCAGUGGUUCCUGAUCAUGGUCGGCGUGCUAGUUCUGCUCGCGUCCCAGAUUCAAGUCCCAGAAUCGCACCAAGCAUCGAAGAGCGACGUUGUCAACUUCCUUUGCGUCGGGAUCAUCGUUGCGAUCACGGGUCUUACGCUGCCCACACAGGCGACCGUAUUUGGCGUCGUCGCGUUGCUGGGAACGAACCACCAUUUUAUGGAUGGAGGCCUGAUGGUCGGGCUCGUUUCUAUGGGUUGCAUCUCAACGUUGGUGCUGAUGACCCGAAUUGCACAUGGAAACGACGCCGUGACGGUCGUCGAGUCCACUCUGGGCAAAAUCCUCGCGCCCUUCCUCACUCCCCUGCUUAUGAGCAUGUAUCUUGCUUGCGACGCCUGGUGGACGCACUCCGUCCCGACCUCCUCGAGUGACUUCGGCCCGCUUUAUCGACGCGUCUUCAAGCAGCUCGGGCUCAGCAUGCUGCUGCCCCCUUUCGUCGGUCAGCUCGUCCAGAACAUCUCCCCUUCGUACAUCAAGACGAUCAUGACGAAAUACAAGGUGGCGAAGUUAUCAAGCUUCAGCCUGCUGGUCAUCAUCUGGUCGACAUAUGACAAGGGGUUUUCUUCGGGCGCCUUUACCGUCGUCGCAUCCAGAGUCGCAGGACUGAGCAAGCGGUAUACGAUCGCGGCCGGGAGUGUGGCGACGAUACCGUUCAGGAGGGAGUUGUCCGACCCCAUGAGGCUCGCGGACGGGUGGGAUUCGGAAUAA
Punctularia strigosozonata HHB-11173 SS5 is the source of this 768-nucleotide messenger RNA. RefSeq lists its product as uncharacterized. The coding region runs from base 1 to 768 and encodes 255 amino acids. The transcript has 5 exons. Lineage: Eukaryota; Fungi; Basidiomycota; Agaricomycetes; Corticiales; Punctulariaceae. Gene Ontology annotation, cellular component: plasma membrane. The record is from RefSeq and is a predicted model, not a curated record.